Molecule: messenger RNA, 483 nt
Organism: Aricia agestis (brown argus)
Lineage: Eukaryota; Metazoa; Arthropoda; Insecta; Lepidoptera; Lycaenidae
Product: cytochrome b5-like
Exons: 4
Coding region: 60-419 (119 amino acids)
Cellular component (GO): intracellular membrane-bounded organelle; membrane
Molecular function (GO): heme binding
Source: RefSeq, a predicted model, not a curated record
CUCGACUAUCGAACGUGACGACCGCUAGCGUAUCAGACCGCCAAACUUUAUACACAAUAAUGGGCGACAAGCGUUUCACGGAGGCGGAGGUGGCGGCGCACAGCGGGCAGGACGGGCGAGCGGCGUGGAUCGUAUACCGCGACGGGGUCUACGACGUUACCGCCUACGUCGCUGAGCACCCCGGCGGGGAGGUGCUGCUGGAGGAGGCGGGGCGCGACGCGACGGCCGCCUUCGACGACGUCGGCCACAGCACUGACGCCCGCGCCGUCCUGGCCAAGUACAAGGUCGGCGAACUCGUCGAGGAAGAGAAAAAGUAUGACGCCAACGGCAAAAAAAAGAAGAGGAUAGUCAAUGUACCAGCAGACAAGCCCGAAGGACGAAGCUGCAUCAACGUGGUCACUUGUGGCCUAUUAGGGUGACCGGUGAUAUAAUUAAAAUUAAUUAAUGUAAUUAUUAAGUGUUACUGUGUACAUAAGUAUUAAC